This is a messenger RNA of Patiria miniata (bat star), 5684 nucleotides long. RefSeq lists its product as uncharacterized. The transcript is spliced from 9 exons. Lineage: Eukaryota; Metazoa; Echinodermata; Asteroidea; Valvatida; Asterinidae. The record is from RefSeq and is a predicted model, not a curated record. Bases 105 to 2894 code for a protein of 929 amino acids. Gene Ontology annotation, molecular function: zinc ion binding; DNA-binding transcription factor activity.
AACUUUCCUCGUCGUUGCAUCCAUUUUGCGUCGCAAUCAUCUCCAAGCAAGUUUAGUCCCAAACGCAUCGGAGAAAAGGCGCCAGAAUUCACUGCACGAAAAUUAUGGCCGAGGAAGAUUCUGAGGCAGUGCGCUGCCUCACGCAAAUGUCUGACGAAAAUGCCCAGUCGUUGGAGCAGGAAAAUGCAGUUUCCACGCAGGAGCAACAAGAGACAAACCCAACGCCAAACGACCACGAUUAUGUGGAAGGUGCAAGUGGAAAACAACAGCACGAAACGAAAUUGGACAUCGUGAAUUUACCGGCCUCGGAAGUGCCGGUUGGUGAAUUUACCGUAAUUUCUUCGCCCCUGACACCGCGUCAACACCAGCCCCCAAAAGAGGCAAAAACAACUAAAGUCAAGCCUGAUCAUGAAUGGAACAAAAUGGGGACAUGGAGCACUCCUUACAAGGGAUACUUCACGACUAGCGAAGAACUUGAGCAAGUCAUCAGGUGCUACACGGAGGAGACGGAAAGCCGGUGGACGGUGAGCGCGAAAGACAAACUCUUCGGAUCAACUGAUAUAAAAGUCAGCAACUUCAAGUUGUUCUGGAGGGGGCGUGAAGACAACAGGAAAGCAGCUUUCCCUGAUUUUGAUGGCAUUCCUUUCAUAAUGAUCGGCCGUAAGACCUGGGGCUGUCACCUAGGCCGAGACAAGUGUCGCUCAGGAAAGAUCAAGUAUCGCACCAAAAUGCAAGCAGAGAGCCAGGCAGGUGAAACAGGGAAAUGGCCCAUCACACGCUCCUCUAAGAAGCUUGGCUGUCCAGCGCUCAUCACUAGUGUCCAUGUGCUGAAGUUCCAUGAAUACCCAAUAACGAAGACAAUGAGUGAGUUCCAUCGUAAGCAGUUGCUGAAGAGAUUGAGGCAGUCCCUGUUGUCAAAGCACAGCAUCGUCAAGGCGGAGCAGCGAUUCUAUGUUAAUCUAGCUCCACAGGAUGAGCAUAUCCAUGAGGGCGUCAGUGUUAACGCCUGGCAGGAUACCAGCUGCAACUCAGUGUCUUUCCAGGUGGACCGUGGCCUUAUCUACAAGAUCACCGAGCUCCAUCAUGCCGGCAUGUUCAGAUUGGCCGAUGUCAGUCGUGUACUGGAUCACUAUCGUAAGCAGCGGUAUAAAGAUGAGGAGCCACCUUCCCCAGACCUCAUCCCGGAGCUGUACCCAAGCCACAAUGUCAUCCAUUUCUUUAUUUCCCAUGCCAUCAAAGUCACCAGCAUCUUAGAGUUGGACCUAGGCCUAGGCCAUCGUCUUGUCAGUGGCUGGCAGAGUGCCUUCCCUAACGACAGCUGGUAUUACCAGCCGUUCGCAUCCAGUGGACCCAUCAAGCGUGCCCGGAACAAGCGGGACCGGCUGCUAGUAGGACACUACCCAGACCUGUCGCAGACCUUCCUGUUCUGCUGCCAAAAUGCUGCCCAGCGCCACUUGCUAGACGCCUAUGGGACUGUCUGCCUCUUGGACAGCCCAUAUGGCAAGACCGUCAUGCCCACCUACUUCCUACAAGUACGGACUGUCACCGGUUACCAGGUAGUGGGUACCAUCAUCAUGCAGUACUGGAGCAGCAAGGCGUUAGUGGAAGCUCUUCAGGUGGUCAAGGAUUGGAAUCCCGAAUGGCAACCCCAGGCCAUGUUGGUGGAUAUGAUAGAAGAGGAAGUCGAGGCUCUGCAAAAGCUCUUCCCAGACUGCAAUUUUUUCAUCUCCUGUGUUCACCGUGAGCGGGCGUGGCUGGAUUAUCUUGGUGCCAGCGAGAAGGAGGAUCGGAGCUCCGACUCCGCCCUCCUGGAUGCCCUGGUCUAUGCUGGAACUGAAGAAGAACUGGACGAGGCACUAACAAAGCUACACCACAGUCCUCUAUGGGCCCAGAAUCACCGACUCCGACACUGGAUGCAAGUCCAAUGGCUACCACACGUCAAGAUGUGGUCGCAUGCCUUCCUCAGCAAGCCCAUACUAGUCACCUUGUGUGCCAACGAUGGUAUGGACAGACUGAGGGAAGCCAUGGUCUAUGAUUGGCUAGAGGCCGUCCGAAGCCGCACCCUCAGUGAACUACUGACUAGUCUCAUCAUGGAGGAAAUACCCAAGCUGUAUGACAGCUACUGUGAAGAGAACCGCACUAUGGCUACGUCAAACCGGUACCAGUUUUGCGCGGGUUUACCGGUGUACAUCCGACAUCAACCAGUGCCCGCUCGGUCCCACAUCAAUGAGUUAAUCUCCUCGCUUCCUUCCAUGAAGAUCACCAAGAAGGAUGGGGGGAAAUUCCUGGUCCGACGGGCAGAUGAAGACGAUUUUGAGCACCAAGUUGACUUUGGCAGCGAAACGGAGUACCCUUCUUGUAAUUGCUGGAUGUGGGUGGCAGGGAUGGAGAUCUGUGAACACUUCUGUGCCAUUUUCAAAGAAUGUGCAGACUGGCAUUGGUGCCAGCUGUCCACGCUCUACACAGGCAAUCCAAUCUUCGCGUUGGACCACACCGUGCUGGAAGUUCAACCACGUGAAAUGCCGCGAUGCAACGACAACAGCAGCAGUAGCUCUGAUGACAAUCCUGACCUCCUUGAGGUGUCCAUGGAUGAUUUCGGUGCCCAAGAGGUCUUAGGUGCCCAGGAGGUCUUAGAAAUGGACGGCAGCUUGGACGGUAAUGACCUAGCUGGCUCAGCCUGGCGACUGGAUCACAAACAAAACACCUGCAAAAACCUGUUAGAUCAACUGGGUGCACUCACUGAGCAGACUAAAGACCCUGAGGCAAUGGACUACAUGACCAACAACUUGGUGCUCUUGCUGAGACAGAUGCAAGGAAAGAAAGAAGAGUCUCCCCCGAGCCCCCCAAAACAGACGCGGGGGAGGAAGCGACUUAGAAGUGGACAAGCAAAGUAGACUCUGAGCAAAUGAACAUGGUCGUGAUGAGUGGAUCACACAAAUAUGCCUUGCGUCUUUCACUCAACGAAAACCAUUUGAAACAAUUCAGGGAAAGAUGAAACAUACUCCAGACUCCAAAAACAAGUUGGAUGGAAGUUCUAACCCAAACCUUAACCCUACUGAAUGGUAACAACAUGUUUAGUUAAGAAAGAGAAAGGCCUUUCCAGGAUAACAAGAUCCAACAGGUCAACUUUCUCAAAGUUAAACAGCCUCAGGGUCUGAGGCUGCCAGCCACCACAGGAUCCACCAGUGGCAUUGUUUUACUAAUUACAAGCUCCUGUUGUUUCAGAUGAGGUAUGAAGACCAGAAUUGUUUCUUUUGCUUUUGCUUGGUUUUUGUUUGUUUUCUUUCAAAUGGUGAAUCUUUGGACAAUGCAAAAUCUUCAUCUGUUUCUUUUCAUUUAUUUGCCAUUCCUGAAGAGCCUGGAGAGUUCAAAAAGAAAAAAUUCACAAGUCUUUUAGCAUGAGCAAGUCUUGAUAUUGCCUCAUUUGGACACAAUCAAAAUAUCAGUCAAAUUGUGUACCCGUAUGUAUUCUGUGGAAAUCAGGGAAAUAUUUGCACUAACUUUUAGUGCGGAUGACAGUGGUAUGUCAGUCGUAUGCGUGUGUUAUGGGCAGCUGCAGGCUUUUAUAUAAUUGUGCUUUGACCACUUAUACAAAAUCUUCAAAAUUGUGGAAUUUCAACACACAUUUUCUGAAUUAAUUUUGACAAAUACAUGUAUGUAGUUUGGUAUGCCAGUGGAAAAACGGUGUAUCAUGAUUUGCCUAUUUGGAAAAAAUUCUUUAACAGUCAAUUGGGAACUUCUGGGAUUUGCUUUGACUUUCACACUGAAUUUCAAAAUUCUUAAAUUGUUUGUAAUGUUUUCAUUUGAAGUUUCAUUAAUUAUAUAUUCCCAAUAUUUACCUGAAUGAAUUUGAAGCCUGUCAACAAGGAGAUUUGGCAACACAGCAUAAGGAAGGUCAGGGAUCAAGUUGAAGUGCACCACGUUAGGGAACUUGGGAGAGAACAAUGCGUCAAGUAAACUGCAGAGACAGAAAGAAAAAAUAUGCAAAAUUAGGGAUCAGGCUUUACCCUUCAGAAAAAAAAUCUCAAAUUUUUAUAUUGCGCAGACAAGGUUCGAGCAGUUUACUAGCAAAUUUUGAAGUCGGAACUUUGAAAUAAUACAGUUUAGUUUAAUUUUCAAGAAUCUUUUGCACCAUUGACUGCAACAGUUGUAAAACAAAAAGUGUACUUACUUGACUGGCAUGCAUCCAACUGUUGAACAAGAGGGUCAUGUAGUAGUCUGGUGCUUUGUCUUUUGGGAGGAAUGUUGGGUGAAAAAUAGAGUCUGGGUACCAGAUGCCUCCUUUUAUCGGUAUCUUGUGGACACACUUCUAUACGUUGGACUGAAAUAUAUAACUCUGUUUGCCUUUGUGUGAAAUGGUGGGUGCUAUUUGAGUGGAUUAUCUCUGUACAUGUACUCGUAUUUACCCACCCAUUAUAGCACCCUCCUGUUGUAUGUUGAAAAGGCUGAUGUAGCUUAAUUCUUUUUUUUUCUUAUUAUGCAAGUUUUCACCAUCACAUUUUGAAAUUCCCGAAAAAUAUUUUUACUGUCAGAUGCUUCACAGUCGAGCGGAAACAAUUUUGAGCAGCUGUAAAGGAUAAUAAAACAAAACAAAAAGCAGGACUGUGUCAAUGUAAAAGAAAAUAGGAAUCAAACGAAACUUGCCUAAUAUACCCAGAUAAAAAAUAUUUAUUUGCAUUUUGACUCUAAAAAUAAAACAGAAUGACAUGUACGUGUCUUACAAAUUGGUAUUACACAAUAACAGUUUGUUUUUUAACUCAAGAUGGGUUGCAGAAUGUGCCGUAUUUUGGUCAGCCUUUCCAUAAAACCUGUGAUAAUACUGCUGACGACUUGAUCCUUAGCAAUUGAAAAUGGUCAUCAUGGUGUGACAUCUUGCUGAAAAGUUUUAAACGUUCAUAAAUGUCAAAUAUCAGUCUUUUGUUAAUGUCACAUAAGUGUUCAUCAAUAUGCAAAUAUAUAAUGUGAAAGAAUGAAUGUGUAAGACCCACAAUGAAUUACCACCGAUGCAUUAACUAACACUUUUGCAAAAACAAAAAGCAUUGAAAGUACGUUAAAAAAAUGCCCUUGAUAUUUAUUAUCCAUACACAUAAUUUAAUAACUGAAGUACAAAAAAUGUUACAUUAAUUUUUAAUUCAAACUCUCCACCAAUGAUAAGUUGCUUUCUUUAAACUUUUUCCUGCUGUAAACAAAAUGUUAGUUGUUAAAUAAAACAAUUAUUGUUCUUUGCAAGUUUUCAGUUAAGUACUUUUUCAUGGAAUAAUUUCUUUGACUGUAUUGGCCAUCUUGAUGAAACAAAUUUGAACAAAUCAAUUCCCAAAAAGCGCAAUUUUAAUGUUUGAUUGUUCCCGCGCAUGUGGCAAAAUGAGUUUUUAUGUACCUGUCCAUUGUACAAGGUAGCAUACAUGACCAUUGAUUAAAAGGAUUUUUUAUUUAAUACAUUAUUUGUUUACACAGUGAUUGAACCAACCAAUUUUGUUAAAACUUAGUACUCAGUAUUGUCAUCAAAACACAGGCUUGCAUCUUACAUAUUACAUGAUAAGUCUUACACUGUUUGUUUGUAUAUAUCUGCUACUGUAAAUUUCUUUCAGGAUUUUCCUAAGUAUUAAAGAAUGUGCCUUCAAAAGACCUUGGUUUAUUUGUGCAGUUUUCAAUCUGAGCAAUAAAGAUCAAUUUUGUGAAAAACA